Messenger RNA from Capsicum annuum, 954 nucleotides. RefSeq lists its product as uncharacterized. NCBI's taxonomy places the organism in Eukaryota, Viridiplantae, Streptophyta, Magnoliopsida, Solanales, Solanaceae. The record is from RefSeq and is a predicted model, not a curated record. The transcript has 2 exons. The coding region runs from base 260 to 595 and encodes 111 amino acids.
UGCUGCUGGUGUGCUUUUGCAUCAAAGUAAGUUUGUUACUAAUUUGCUAUCUGAUUAUGCUUGUGAUGUUGCUUCUCUUGUGUUUUGUCCUUUGGAACUUCACAAGAAGUUGACUGCUGAUAUGGGGGAUCCCUUGGCUCAGCCUGAGUCUUAACGCAGUCUAGUGGGAAAAUUGAAUUUUUUGACCCACACUCGCCCAGAUCACUCUUUUGCUGUUCAGCAUUUAAGCCAGUACUUGCAGCAUCCUUGUGUGCCUCAUAUGCAAGCUGCUUUACAUCUUUUGCGUUACCUCAAAGGUUCUCCGGGUUUUGGUUUGUUUUUCAGUGACUCUCCUGAUCUAACUCUUCGAGUUUUUUGUGAUAGUGAUUGGGCGUCUUGCCCUGACAGUCGUUGUUCUGUUACUGGUUUUUGUGUCUUACUUGGUGAUAGUUUGAUCAGCUGGAAGUCCAAAAAGCAGCCUGUAGUUUCUCUUUCUUCUACGGAGUCUGAAUAUCUCUCGUUGAGUAAAGCUGUGGGAACCCGGUCUUCCAUGAACGCACGAAACACAUCUAAUUGGAUUGCCACUUUGUUCGUGCCAAGCUUAGUGCUGGACUGAUCAGUCUCCAUCACACUCCUAGAGCUUCUCAGCUAGCUGACAUCUUUACUAAGACUUUACCUGGUGCUGCUCAUCAUUCUCUUCUGCGCAAGUUGGGAGUUCUAUCACCCUCCAACUUGAGGGGGGGUGUUGACUCUAUAGAUCAUUGUGGAGUGGGCUAAUUAUUUUAUCCAUUCAUCUGUACAUAUUUUACAUUGGCCCAUCUAGUACAUAGGCCCAUUUUAUUUAUCCGAGUCUCUUAUUUUCGGAUCUUGUAUAUAUAUACUAAAAACCCAUGUUUGUAGGGUAAUGGGAAAAACAUUUUUCUGUAUGCACACAGAUUCAUAAUGAGAUGUUUUGCUCUCCAGCUCCUUCGAGAA